CUUGACUUUGCAUGCAUUGGUGACAUUUGAAGGAGUGUUAAACUGAACUUUGCCAAAUAAAUGCAUAGAUAUUUAGAUAUCAUAAUUAAAAAUAGAAUGAAUAUUGGUAAAACUUAAUUAUGUUUUAGUUGAGAAUGAGGACUGAAGAACCUUAUCAAAACUUAAUUUUAAAUGAAAGGAGAGUAUUUGUAGGGUAGACUGCAGAUCAACUUGUUUGGCUUCAAAUGCUCUUAAGACGUCGCUUCCUUAUAUCAAGGGAACUAAUCAAAAAUUUUUCUGGUUACUCCCUUAAUUUAGACUUUUUGCUAUUCUAAACGAUUCUAGGUCAUCAAAGGAUGGAGAAAUUAGAACAUCAGGAGAAAGAGAACGGUUGAU
Molecule: messenger RNA, 375 nt
Organism: Paramecium octaurelia
Lineage: Eukaryota; Ciliophora; Oligohymenophorea; Peniculida; Parameciidae
Source: the annotation of a GenBank genome assembly